UUGUUAUGUCAGGGUGAAUUUUGUUUUAUUGGAUUACGACGUGAUGAAAAUGGGGAUUCACCAAGGUUACGUCAGCACUGUGGAUCAACGAGCGAAAUUCCAUUUCUUGGAGGCUCUCAUAGCAGAUGUGAAGAAAGGAUAGAUAGUUGGCAAGAGGUUUGCAAAUGUGAAGAAGAUUUUUGCAAUACUUUUGCGUAUUUACGAUCAUCCAUUGAUUCAAGACAAGACCAUCUGAAGGAUCAUGUAACGUUUGCAAAACAAGACAUUCCGUACUCCUCAUCACAUAAUAAUCGACCAGAAUCGGUUCCACGGAAUCAGAACUCGUCGCUCAUUGUUCUAUUAGUCAUUAUUCCACUCUCUGUUGGCGGGUUCGCUGUAUGCUUAAUCUUUUUAAAUUAUCAUUGCAAGAUGUGCUAG
Auanema sp. JU1783 is the source of this 417-nucleotide messenger RNA. The record is from the annotation of a GenBank genome assembly. NCBI's taxonomy places the organism in Eukaryota, Metazoa, Nematoda, Chromadorea, Rhabditida, Rhabditidae.